Molecule: messenger RNA, 1701 nt
Organism: Vittaforma corneae ATCC 50505
Lineage: Eukaryota; Fungi; Microsporidia; Nosematidae
Exons: 1
Coding region: 1-1701 (566 amino acids)
Source: RefSeq, a predicted model, not a curated record
AUGGAAUCUGACCACUAUACUAUUCAAUUUAGAAAGCCAGCAAAAAGAAGUGAGCUUACCUUAGAACAGGUCCUACAAAGCAAAAAUGAUCUAAAAAAUAUUCUAAAUGAACUAUUGUGUAUAGAAAGAUUUAAAGAGAGGGACAUUGAUCUACUUGAUUCAUAUUUAAUUAAGAAUGUUAAAGGAAGAACACUUGGAGAUGAGCUGCUGAUCCUUCUUUUUGAGGUAUAUCUGAAGGUGGUUGGAUUUGAUCUAUUAUUUGAGCAAUUGGCUAUUUCAAACGGAUUAUACGAAAAACACAAUAGUACUAUUUGUAGUCGUGAUGCUGUCCAUGGCUGUAGUGAUGAUAAAUGGAUAAAAUAUGAAGAUAAAAUAAUCAACAAGUCGGGAUUUAUUUGCGAAAGGGCCAGGACGGUUCUUUCAGAAAGGCAAGACUGCUCCAAAUUAAGCAUACUGGCCUAUAUCGCUUGCCUCAGCAUAAGUGAGCUGUACGAGGGGGAAUAUGAGGUGUAUUACAUACUAGACUAUAUCUUGAAGGAGAGAAUCAAGACUGUGGAAGUUGGUAGCAAUACAAUACACUGCAGUGCUAGUACGAGGUGCAAAGACAAGUCUAUAAAACUGAGAGAUGGUGUUAAAGUAGAGCAUGCUAACUGCAAAAUAAACAAAGAAGAUGGCUGCAAUGGAAUUAGCACUCAAUGCAAAGGGAAUAUGCACAGUAUAAUUGAUGAUAUAUCCAAAAUUAAUGCCAAAAGUAGUAAUUAUCCACAAGUUUGUUACCACAGCCAAGGAGAAGUCCAGACCCAAAGAGGUAAAGUGGCAAUAGGCUGGGCCAAGUACUGUAAAUAUACUUUCAAAGGGGUCUUAUUUGGUUUAAACUGUGAGUCUUUCUUUGAAAUAGAAAUGCUGUAUUUAAAUGAUAUUCGCUCUUUGAUUUCGGUGAUAACUGUCAAGAAGUCCCACAAAUUAUUAUAUGAAAGAUUAGACUUUAUUUUGAAGAACAAAAGCUAUUUUAAAUUCAACAGUCUGCUGGCCAACAGCCACAGCAAUAAUACCGGUAGUGUUUUUUACACCGAAAAGAUUUUGCUGAGAGUGGCCGAUGAAAACCUUACAAAGCAAUUCAUUAUUCAAACGCAGGUGCCUUUAAAAUGCUUUUUUAAAAUUUGCACAAGGAUGGACUUCAAUUUUAUGAAAUGCAUGAAUUUAUGCAUAGAAUACUUUGAGGAAGUGCCAGAUGAUGUUCUAAGCAGAGUGAUUGCCAGUGAAAGAUUCAGAGUAGAAACGUUCCAAGCAUUUAAAAAAAUAACAAAGACAAUAAUAGAUCGCAAAAUGGAGCUACCUCUAGACAAGCUACUAUCAAUCAAAGAGCAUUACCAUAGUGAUGGAAAUGCCAAAAAUAUUCAUAAUGGCUCCUUAAGAUUCAAUAACUGGAAGAUUGAGGUAAUCCAUAGAAUCAACUAUAUCCUCGACUUAGCAAGCAAUCAACAGCUAGCAUUGGACUCCAUAGCUCCCUUUCUCAAGAAGACAGUGUCCUGGGAUCAUCCUGAAAUAUCUCUCAAGCUAGUGUUCAGAAUUAAAAGCUACAAAAUUUUUAAAAUGUUUAUUAACAAGCUAAAGGCACAUGAUAAUGGACUAAAAGAUGGAUUGACUGGAAAUAAUACUAAAAGAACUAAGAAGAAUGGAAUACACUAUGUUCUAUUAUAA